GGAUUGAGGCGGGGACAGGGAGACCUGGAAUAUGCCUGAGUGCAGGAGCUCAGAAGCCUCCUCUUCCUAGGACAGGUAGUUUCGGAUGGGGGGAGGGGGGAGAGGGCAGAGGGUCCCGGGCUUCCACUGGGCCUUGGGGAGGAAACUGGAUCUCACUGGGCACAUUAAGACCCGGCUUGAUCUCACCCCACCUCUUCCCUUCCUGUCCCUCAUCUCCGGCCGGCCCUCACUGAGGAGGGGGAGGGGCCUCUGUGGGACUGGGAGGGCUGUCCCUCUGUUAGUGGGGAUUCCUUGAGCUCUCACCCUUUCCUUACCCCUGCCCAAAGAGGACCAGAAGGAGCCUGGCUUGGGAAAGGGGAGUCAAGCUUUGCCACAAAAAAAGCUGUAUGAUCCUGAGCCAGUCCCACCCAUCUCUGAUCUCAGUUUCCCCACUUAUAAUGGGGACCCUGAACUAAGCGAUCUCCCAAAGCCCUGCCAGACCCGACAUUCCAGUAAGCUGGUCCCUGCAGGGGUGGGGGCAGUUCAGAGGACAGAAGAGGGAGGGUAGCUGGCCUAAAGGUCACAGCUGGGUCAAGAUGGGGACCAGCCUCAAUGCCCUCAGGAACGGAGUAGGGGAAAGGAGUCCUGGGAAAAGUCCCUGGAGUGGCUGGGGGCAGGAAGGGAAGCAGUCCUUCCCGGUGCCACAGGCAGGAGGCCAGGGGAGGUGCAUGGGGAGCGGGGAGGAAGUCCCCUCCUGGGCAGGUCACUCCCAGAGGCUGGGUUGGGGCGGGGCAGGCGAUGGAGAGCAGAUCUGAGCUCCUGGGAUACCUUCGAGUCCACUGCUGCCCAGCUUCCCAAGAAUCCAGGAGCCCAGCCAGGUGUUCAGGACACCCAUCCCGGCCCCAACAUGCUUGUGGUUUCCACCACCUCUGCUGUUCUUGGAGCCGUCUCUCCACCUCUCCCACUUGGCAACAGCAGCAAGGAGGAGCCUGCAGACACCCGGAACCAGCUGCUAGCCCAGGUGGAGGUGGCCCUGCUCUCCGUAGUCUUUGUGGCUGUGGUCCUGAGCAAUGGCUUGGUGUUGGGGGCUCUGGCGCGACGGGGCCGUCAUGGCCGCUGGGCACCUAUGCACGUCUUCAUCGGCCACUUGUGCCUGGCUGACCUGGCUGUGGCUCUGUUCCAAGUGCUGCCCCAGCUGGCCUGGGAUGCCACCGACCGCUUCCAAGGGCCUGAUGCCCUGUGCCGAAUCAUCAAGUACCUGCAGAUGGUGGGCAUGUAUGCUUCCUCCUACAUGAUCCUGGCCAUGACGUUGGACCGCCACCGUGCCAUUUGCUAUCCCAUGCUGGCACACCGCCACGGAGGUGGAGCUCACUGGAACCGGCCAGUGCUGGCGGCCUGGGCCUUCUCGCUCCUUUUCAGCCUGCCGCAGCUGUUUAUCUUUGCCCAGCGUGAGGUGGGAGCCAACAGCGGGGUCUUCGACUGCUGGGGUCACUUUAUCGAACCCUGGGGCCUUCGUACCUAUGUCACCUGGAUUGCCCUAAUGGUGUUUGUAGCACCUGCCCUGGGUAUCGCUGCCUGUCAGGUGCUCAUCUUCCGGGAGAUUCAUGCCAGCCUGGUUCUGGGGCCAGCGGAGAGGCCUGGGAGGCACCGAAGAGGGUCCCAGACAGGCAGUCCCGGCGAGAGAGCCCCUGUGUCAGCAGCUGUGGCCAAGACCGUGAGAAUGACGCUGGUGAUUGUAAUUGUCUAUGUGCUGUGCUGGGCACCCUUCUUCCUUGUACAACUGUGGGCAGCGUGGGACCCCGAGGCACCUCUGGAAGGCCCCCCCUUCGUGCUGCUCAUGCUGCUGGGCAGCCUCAACAGCUGUACCAACCCCUGGAUCUAUGCCUCCUUCAGCAGCAGUGUCUCUUCAGAGCUGCGCAGCCUGCUCUGCUGCACUAGGAGGCGCACCCCACCCAGCUUGGGGCCCCAAGAGGAGUCCUGUGCCACUGCCAGCUCCUUCCUGGCUAAGGACACUUCCUCCUGAGAAGCCAGGGGGCGCCUUCCUUCCAGAAGCUCCACAGAGCUCAGCUGCCUGUCAAGGGGCUGGUCCUGGCAUUCAGAGAGAAGAGGGCCAACUGGGAAUUGGCUCCAGAUAGUGACAGGCCCAGGGCAGCUCCUUGGCACCAGGUAUGAGGAGGGGCUGCAGUGGCACUGCGUGGUCCAUGGCUUCUGCCCUAGGCAGCACCUGCCCCUGAGAUAGAGGUCCCGGGGAGCCCAGAAGGAAGGAAAGAGGGCGAGGCCAGGGGAGCUUCCUUUCUUCACUUGUGUAUUUGCCCUCUGUGUCCCUUCUCACUCUCUAAUAAUAAUAAUAAUAAAAGUAUCAGCUCAUGUUCCA
Phyllostomus discolor (pale spear-nosed bat) is the source of this 2353-nucleotide messenger RNA. RefSeq names its product arginine vasopressin receptor 2 (gene AVPR2). Lineage: Eukaryota; Metazoa; Chordata; Mammalia; Chiroptera; Phyllostomidae. Gene Ontology annotation, molecular function: peptide binding; vasopressin receptor activity. Gene Ontology annotation, cellular component: membrane. Bases 887 to 2002 code for a protein of 371 amino acids. Gene Ontology annotation, biological process: regulation of systemic arterial blood pressure by vasopressin; G protein-coupled receptor signaling pathway; positive regulation of vasoconstriction. The record is from RefSeq and is a predicted model, not a curated record. The transcript is spliced from 4 exons.